AUGGCAUCGAACCGUGCAAAUGUGUGUGAAAGUGCUCUGAAAAACAAAUCCUGUAAUAAGUGUAAAAAAAACCUAGUUAAAGGUGUAAAGUGCACCCUAUGUGAGAACAACUUCCAUACAAGCUGUGCGAGAAAUAUCAAUGUCAAAUUUCUCAACGAAGACAUGGUAAUAUGUUGUCCCUCCGAAAAAGUUAGCUGUGAUAACGACCAAGCGUUUUUUGAUGCGAUGGAAAACCUAGCAGGCGAAAGUAAGGUAGUCGAUCUUAAUAUUUUUAAUUAUAUUGUCAAACAAAAAGAUGAAAUUAUACAAGAACUUCGCGACAAGAUAGACUUGAUGCAAGAACAAAUUGUUCUAUUAAAAGGAAUGACGAAUGUUUCACCCGUAAAAAGUCUUGGAGACACCAACAAAAAACAAGAUUCGGGAAAAAACGAUUCCCACAUAGCAGAUAAAGAGAAUGUGUCCAGGCCUGUGAAUCUGAACCCUCCCAACAGCGUUGCCGGGUGUUCAAAAAUUUCUGAUAGUUUGACUAUUACCGAAAAACAUGUUUCACAACCCUUGUUGCAACUUGCCACGCAACAAAAGUGUGAAGAGAUUAUCAAUUUAGCGAAUAACAUGGAGGCCAACAGCAGUGACUGGAAAUUAGUUAAAAGAGCAAAACCCAGAAGAAAACUGGUUGUUGGCGAUAAUAGUUCCAUCAAAGUCAAUGGUAAGGAACUGAAGGGCAUUCCAAAAAUGGCCUGUCUACAUGUAUACCGGGUUGAUCCCACGAUGACCGCGGAGGAGCUGAAACAAUCUCUAACUCCCCAUUUCUCUGAAGUUAAAAUUGAGACUCUAACUUCCAAGCAUCCAGAUAUCUACGCUUCUUUCAAAGUCUCAAUUCAUGAAUCCCAUUUCGAUGCUGCAAUGGAUCCAACUAAAUGGCCCAAAGGAGCAUACGUUCAACGCUUUUUAAACUUUCGGAGGUCUGUGAACCCUCCUCCAACUUAGGUGAUUUACCAAAGCAAGUCGACCUAUUGCUGCUAAAUGCAGAAUGUUUGAACUAUGACAAACUCGACUACAUCAGUGCUGAAUAUCUAACUGACAAAUAUCAACUUAAUUUUAUAUGUUUGACAGAGACCUGGUGGUCUGAAAGCUCUGUAAACUCUUUUCAUUUUCCUGACUUCACUCUUUCUAACUCAUAUCACAGAAUCAAUUGUAUAGGUGGUGGAGUUGGUAUAUGGUCCCAGACCGAUUUAGAUGUAACUCCGUUGAAUUUACAAGAGUACUGUAUUGAAAAAAACAUUGAGAUUUGUGGUGUCCUGUGGAAAAAUAAUAAUACUAAUAUUCUCAUUUUGACUUGUUACCGCUCUCCAUC
Messenger RNA from Phaedon cochleariae (mustard beetle), 1354 nucleotides. The record is from the annotation of a GenBank genome assembly. NCBI's taxonomy places the organism in Eukaryota, Metazoa, Arthropoda, Insecta, Coleoptera, Chrysomelidae.